AGGUGGUGUGCAGAGUGUCACUCCCACCGUCACCGCAGCAGCACAUGUGUGUGUUGUUUUUCCUACACCUUUGAUCUGCUUUGCCUUUUGCCUUAAAUACAAUACAUUUUCAGAAGUUAGUAUAGUGGACAUUGGGUAAUGCAAUGACUAUGAAGCUCUCUUUUCUUGUAUUAUGCCUCUUCCUUCCUCUUUGCUUGGCGGCCAAUGUCACCUAUGACCGCCGUUCCCUCAUCAUCGACGGCCAACGCAAGCUCCUCAUCUCUGCUUCCAUUCACUAUCCUCGCAGCGUUCCUGCCAUGUGGCCAAGUCUUAUUCAAAACGCCAAGGAAGGAGGUGUUGAUGUCAUUGAGACUUAUGUCUUCUGGAAUGGUCAUGAACUCUCCCCUGACAAUUAUCAUUUUGAUGGUCGAUUUGAUCUCGUCAAAUUCAUUAACAUCGUUCACGAUGCCGGAUUGUAUCUAAUUUUGCGCAUUGGUCCCUUCGUUGCAGCCGAGUGGAACUUUGGUGGAGUACCUGUUUGGCUGCAUUAUAUUCCUAAUACUGUAUUUCGAACAGACAAUGCAUCUUUCAAGUUUUAUAUGCAGAAGUUCACUACAUACAUAGUGAGCCUAAUGAAAAAGGAGAAGCUUUUUGCUUCGCAGGGGGGUCCUAUCAUCUUGUCUCAGGCAAAAAAUGAGUACGGGGAUAUAGAAAGAGUUUAUGGAGAAGGAGGGAAGCCAUAUGCUAUGUGGGCAGCUCAAAUGGCUGUUUCUCAGAAUAUAGGCGUUCCAUGGAUAAUGUGUCAGCAAUAUGAUGCUCCUGACCCUGUGAUUAAUACUUGCAAUUCAUUCUACUGUGACCAAUUCACACCUAAUUCUCCAAACAAACCCAAGAUGUGGACGGAGAAUUGGCCCGGAUGGUUCAAAACAUUUGGAGCAAGGGAUCCUCAUAGGCCUCCAGAGGACAUUGCUUUCUCAGUUGCUCGCUUUUUCCAAAAAGGUGGUAGUCUGCAAAACUACUACAUGUAUCAUGGCGGAACAAAUUUUGGUCGUACUGCUGGUGGGCCAUUUAUUACCACAAGUUAUGACUAUGAUGCACCUAUUGAUGAAUAUGGUUUACCUAGGCUUCCAAAGUGGGGACACCUGAAGGAACUUCAUAGGGCUAUAAAGUUGACUGAGCGUGUACUGCUUAACAGUGAGCCAACAUAUAUCUCAUUAGGUCCCUCUCUAGAGGCUGAUGUCUACACCGAUUCAUCUGGAGCCUGUGUCGCCUUUAUUGCUAACAUAGAUGAAAAAGACGAUAAGACAGUCCAGUUUCGAAAUAUUUCAUAUCAUUUACCUGCUUGGUCAGUUAGUAUUCUGCCCGACUGCAAGAAUGUAGUCUUUAACACGGCAAUGAUUAGGUCCCAAACAGCUAUGGUUGAAAUGGUUCCUGAAGAACUUCAUCCUUCAGUGGAUGCAACAAAUAAAGACUUGAAAGCCCUCAAAUGGGAAGUCUUCGUAGAGCAAGCUGGAAUUUGGGGUAAAGCUGACUUUGUUAAGAAUGUUCUGGUUGACCACCUCAAUACCACAAAAGACACAACAGAUUACCUGUGGUAUACGACCAGCAUUUUUGUAAAUGAAAAUGAAAAGUUUCUCAAGGGAAGUCAACCGGUUCUUGUAGUCGAAUCAAAGGGUCAUGCCCUUCAUGCAUUUAUCAACAAGAAACUGCAAGUUAGUGCAACUGGGAAUGGAUCAGAUAUAACAUUCAAAUUUAAGCAAGCCAUUUCUCUCAAGGCUGGGAAAAAUGAAAUUGCUCUUCUAAGCAUGACUGUUGGUCUACAAAAUGCUGGACCAUUUUAUGAGUGGGUGGGAGCCGGACUUUCAAAAGUUGUUAUAGAGGGGUUUAACAAUGGCCCAGUGGACUUGUCUUCUCAUGCUUGGUCCUACAAGAUUGGGUUGCAAGGCGAGCACCUUGGUAUUUACAAGCCAGACGGGAUAAAAAAUGUCAAAUGGUUAUCAUCCAGGGAACCCCCAAAGCAACAACCUUUGACUUGGUACAAGGUUAUUCUGGACCCUCCAUCCGGAAAUGAACCCGUUGGGCUGGAUAUGGUUCAUAUGGGUAAAGGCCUGGCAUGGUUAAAUGGGGAAGAAAUAGGAAGAUAUUGGCCCAGGAAAAGCUCUAUUCAUGAUGUGUGCGUUCAGAAGUGCGACUACAGGGGCAAAUUCAGACCAGAUAAAUGCUUAACCGGAUGUGGAGAACCAACCCAACGGUGGUAUCAUGUUCCAAGAUCAUGGUUCAAGCCAUCUGGAAAUAUUUUGGUGAUUUUUGAAGAGAAAGGCGGAGAUCCAACACAAAUCAGAUUAUCUAAACGCAAGGUCUUGAGCAUAUGUUCCCAUCUUGGAGAAGGGCAUCCUUCGAUUGAGUCGUGGUCUGGAACUGAAAAAGUAGAGAGAAAGAGCAAAGCAACAGUCCAUUUGAAGUGCCCUGACAAUAGCCGAAUAGCCAAAAUUAAAUUUGCAAGCUUUGGAACUCCACAGGGAAGUUGUGGAUCCUAUAGUAUAGGUGACUGUCAUGAUCCUAAUUCAAUAUCCCUGGUUGAGAAGGUGUGUCUUAAUAGAAACGAGUGUAGAAUUGAGUUAGGAGAAGAGGGGUUCAACAGGGGUUUGUGUCCAACUGCAACUAAGAAAUUAGCAGUUGAAGCAAUGUGCAGCUAGUAAGAAACGACACAUUCAUUCAUACUGAAUACGAAAAUCUCGUGAAAUAAUGUUAUCCAUGUGUUGCUUCCAUUUGUCUUUUUGUUAACCAUGUUUAUGAAAUAUGAGAAAGGUACUGCUUCCUUAGUUCCUUGUACUGUCUUUUUGUUAACCAUGUUUAUGAAAUAUGAAAUAUGAGAAAAUAUCGAUGCCCAUUAAA
Molecule: messenger RNA, 2874 nt
Organism: Cucumis melo (muskmelon)
Lineage: Eukaryota; Viridiplantae; Streptophyta; Magnoliopsida; Cucurbitales; Cucurbitaceae
Product: beta-galactosidase 10
Exons: 19
Coding region: 144-2675 (843 amino acids)
Biological process (GO): carbohydrate metabolic process
Cellular component (GO): cell wall; vacuole
Molecular function (GO): carbohydrate binding; beta-galactosidase activity
Source: RefSeq, a predicted model, not a curated record